AUGACAGCAAACCCUCUAAGAACAGCUCUUGCUUUGUUCUUCUUUGCCCUCUCUGGGGUCCCGGCCAUGGGAGAAAUCUCUUGCAAAAGUGAAAAUGGUGAACCUGUGGACUGGGUUAUCUUUUAUAAGGUGCCCAAAGUGUUUCACAAGAACAGAACAGGGCUGGAGUACCUGUACCUAGACUCCUUAACAAGAAAAUGGAAGAAGAGCAACCAUCUGAUCAACAACAACAGAAGUAUUUUGGGAAGGACCCUGGAACCGCUGUAUGAAGCAUACAACUCCAAGAGCAAUAACACAGCCUAUCUAAUAUACAAUGACGGUGUCCCUAAGUCUAUGAAUUACAGCAGAAAGUAUGGACAUACCAAAGGUCUACUUGUGUGGAACAGAAUCCAGGGCAUCUGGCUGAUUCAUUCUGUCCCCAGGUUUCCUCCACUUCCGAAAGAUGGCUAUGAUUAUCCAUCCUCAGGGAGACUUUAUGGACAAAGUGGCAUCUGCAUAACUUUCGAAUACAGCCAGUAUAAAAAAAUAGAUUUUCAGCUCUUUGUCUCCCAACCAAACAUCUACAGCUGCUCCAUCCCAAACAUCUUCCAUCAAAAACUCAUCCAUAUGACUCAGAUGUGUGCCAAGUCUGGCUCCUUAAACAUCCCUGGCCGGAGGCUCGCCGCUCUUCAAUCAGCCCAGGGACUGGUGUUCUUCCAUUUUGCGAAAUCCUCUCUUUAUACUGAUGACAUCUUUACAGGCUGGAUGGCUCAAAGCUUGAAGACACCUUUACUAGCACAAACCUGGCAGCGGAGGAAUCAUGAGCUUCCUUCCAACUGUUCCCUUCGUUACCACGUCUACAAUAUCAACUACAUUAGACUAGAUCACAAAUAUUCCUUCAGUUCUUACCAUGACCAUUCCAAGUGGUGCGUUUCCUACAACUUCAACAAUCACUGGACCUGUAUUGGAGAUCUAAAUCGGGACCCACACCAAGCCUUCAGAGGUGGGGGAUUCAUCUGUACCAUGAGUUGGCACAUUUAUCAGUUAUUUCAUGGAGCAGUUACUCAUUAUAAAAAAUGUGACUAA
Molecule: messenger RNA, 1065 nt
Organism: Chionomys nivalis (European snow vole)
Lineage: Eukaryota; Metazoa; Chordata; Mammalia; Rodentia; Cricetidae
Gene: Dnase2b
Product: deoxyribonuclease 2 beta
Exons: 6
Coding region: 1-1065 (354 amino acids)
Biological process (GO): apoptotic DNA fragmentation
Molecular function (GO): deoxyribonuclease II activity
Source: RefSeq, a predicted model, not a curated record